GGGAGGGGUCCGUUUUUCACAGCUUCUUCGCGUUCGUGUCCUGGGUUCGUGUUUCCCGGGCGGGCGGAGGCGCCCCCGGCACUGAGAAGAAGGGGGCUCAGCGCUUCGCGGCGGUGCCUCAGCGGGUUUCGUUUUUGCACUGAAUGUAGCCAGGACAGAUCCCUGUGGGCUUUGGCAGCCCUUGGAAACUGUCAAAGGCAGUAUUUUGCAUUUCUGCAGAGCUUUGCACAGAUCCUGUUCCCAUGCAAACUGAUGAGGGAGAAAUACUGGAGGAAGGCAGUCCCAAGAUGGAACAUGAGGAUUUUGUAAUGGAGGGGCAUGGCAAGACUCCACCUCCUGGUGAAGAAAACAAACAAGAGAAGGAGCAAGAAAGGGAAGAACAGUUAAUGGAAGACAAGAAAAGGAAAAAAGAGGAUAAGAAAAAGAAGGAAUCUGCUCAGAAGGUCACAGAUCAAAAAACCAAAGUGCCCGAAGUGACGAAACCAAGCUUAAGCCAACCAGUGGCUGCCAGCCCAAUUGGCAACUCUCCAUCGCCACCAGUCAAUGGUGGCAACAAUGCCAAAAGGGUGGCAGUGCCGAACGGACAACCGCCAAGCGCUGCCCGCUACAUGCCUCGGGAGGUGCCGCCGCGAUUCCGUUGCCAGCAGGACCACAAAGUGUUACUGAAACGUGGGCAGCCCCCUCCGCCAUCCUGUAUGCUCCUUGGGGGUGGAGCAGGGCCUCCUCCCCCAACAGCACCAGGAGCAAACCCAAACAACGCACAACCAGUGACAGGCGCACUGCUGCAAAGUGACAGUGGGACUGCAACAGAUUCAGCAAUUGGAGGUGCUGCUGCUUCGAAUUAUGCAAAUUCCACUUGGGGUCCUGGAGCCUCCUCCAACAGCGGCACCAACGCCAACCCAACUCACAUCUGGGACAAGGUGAUUGUAGACGGGUCUGACAUGGAAGAGUGGCCUUGUAUUGCCAGCAAAGAUGCUGAGUCUUCUUCCGAAAACACCACCGAUAACAACAGUGCCUCGAACCCUGGCUUGGAGAAGAAUGCUCUGCCAGGAAGCACCACUAAUAACAAAGGAAAAGGAAGCCAGUGCCAGUCUGGAAGCGCUGGAAACGAAUGUAAUCUUGGGGCCUGGAAAUCUGAUCCCAAGGCUAAAGCUGUUCAAUCUUCCAACUCUGCUGCCGAGAGUAACAAUGGACUAGGUAAUUGGAGGAACUUGAGUGGACAAGAUAGAAUUGGCUCCGGUUCUGGCUUCAGCAACUUUAACCCAAAUAGCAACCCGUCUGCUUGGCCAGCACUGGUUCAAGAGGGCAAUUCUAGGAAAGGGACUUCGGAAUCUGAUAGUGGUAGCUCCAAUGCACAGAUUAGCACAGUAGGUCAGACCUCUAGGGAACAGCAGUCAAAGAUGGAAAAUGCGGGUGUUAACUUUGUCUCUGGCAGAGAACAGGCUCAAAUUCAUAACACUGAUGGACCAAAAAAUGGAAACACUAACUCCUUGAACUUAAGUUCACCAAACCCUAUGGAGAAUAAGGGAAUGCCCUUUGAAAUGGGCUUGGGGAACCCUUCCAGGAGCACUGACACCCCUUCACAAAGCACUGGAGAACGAAAGACUGGGAGUGUUGGAUCUUGGGGUACAGCUAGGGGGUCUUCUGGAAAUGACAUAGUCUCUGGACAGAGCAAUUCUGGAAACCAUGGGAACAAUGGAAAGGAUAGAGAGGACUCCUGGAAAGGAGCUUCUGUUCAAAAACCUAAUGGGUCAAGAAGUGACUCUUGGGAUAACAAUAACCGGUCUACGGGUGGUGGGUCUUGGAACUUUGGCCCUCAGCAUUCAAAUGAAAGCAAAUGGGGUGAAGGGAACAAAUUAACAUCUGGGGUCUCUCAGGGAGAAUGGAAACAGCUGUCUGGGUCUGAUGAACUGAAGAUUGGAGAAUGGAGUGGUCCAAACCAACCAAAUUCUAGCACUGGAGCAUGGGACAAUCAAAAAGGCCACCCUCUUCCUGAAAACCAAGGCAACUCCCAGGCUCCCUGUUGGGGAAGAUCUUCCAGCUCUGCAGGAAGUGAGGUUGGAGGUCAAAGCACUGGAAGCAACCACAAAGCAGGAAGUAGUGACAGUCACAAUUCUGGACGUCGAUCAUACAGGCCUACACAUCCUGAUUGCCAGGCAGUCUUGCAGACUUUGCUGAGCAGGACUGAUUUGGACCCCCGAGUGCUUUCAAACACCGGCUGGGGCCAAACUCAAAUUAAGCAAGAUACCGUGUGGGAUGUUGAAGAGAUGCCACGGCCCGAGGGGAAGCCUGAUAAAGGAACUGAGGGGUGGGAGAGCUCUGCCACACAGACAAAGAACUCAGGGGGUUGGGGCGAUGUACCCAGCCAAAGCAAUCAAAUCAAGUCUGGAUGGGGUGAGCUCUCAACCCCAACGGAGUGGAAGGACCCCAAAAAUACUGGAGGAUGGAAUGACUAUAAGAACUCCAAUUCUUCUAACUGGGGAGGAGGAAGACCAGAAGAAAAAUCAUCUUCCUCUUGGAAUGACAGCUCUAGUAAGGAUCAGGGUUGGGGUGGACGGCAGCCUAAUCAAGGAUGGUCUUCUGGAAAGAAUGGUUGGGGAGAGGAAGCUGACCAAACAAAAAACAGCAACUGGGAAAGUGCAGGAAACAAGCCAGUGUCUGGUUGGGGUGAAGGUGGGCAAAAUGAGAUUGGAACUUGGGGUAAUGGUGCAAAUACAACCGCUGCUUCAAAGAGUGGCUGGGAUGAUUGUAAAAGAACUUCAACAUGGAAUGAGACGGGUCGACAGCCUAACUCCUGGAACAAGCAGCAGCAGCAGCACCAACACCAGCAGCAACAGCAGGAGGCUUCUGGUUCUUGGGUUCCACCGCCCCAAACUCCAAGUAAUGGUCGACCUCCAAACCCAAACUGGAACAGUGGACCACAGCCAGCUGCCCCCAAAGAGGAGGAGCCUAGUGGCUGGGAAGAACCUUCUCCACAGUCAAUCAGUCGAAAAAUGGAUAUUGAUGAUGGCACUUCAGCGUGGGGAGAUCCUAGCAGUUAUAACUACAAGAAUGUGAACCUGUGGGACAAGAACUCACAAGGAGGACAGGCCCCACGGGAACAGAGCCUGCCUACUCCAAUGACUAGCAAAUCACAAGCAUCAGUCUGGAGCAAAAGCACUCCACCUGCUCCAGAUAAUGGUACGUCUGCCUGGGGUGAGCCAAAUGAAACCAGUCCCGGGUGGGGUGAAGUAGAUGAUACAGGAGCAUCGACAACAGGCUGGGGGAAUGCACCUUCCAACGCCCCGAAUGCCAUGAAAUCUAGUUCUAAAUCUAUGCAAGAUGGCUGGGGAGAGAAUGAUGGGCCAGUGACAGGAACUCGUCAUUCCAGCUGGGAAGAGGAGGAGGAGGGAGGAGUCUGGAACACGGCAGGCUCUCAGGGAAGCAGUUCCUCCCACAACUCAACAAGCUGGGGGCAGGGAGGAAAGAAAACACAAAUGAAGUGCUCAUUAAAAGGAGGGAAUAGUGAUUCAUGGAUGAAUCCUUUAUCCAAGCAGUUUUCAAAUAUGGGCUUGCUAAGUCAAACUGAGGACAUUCCAGGCAGUAAGAUGGACUUGUCUGUAGGUGGUCUCCCAGAUAAGAAGUUUGAUGUAGAUAAACGAACCAUGAAUCUCGGGGAUUUUAAUGACAUGAUGAGAAAGGAUCGAUCUGGGUUCCGUCCACCUAAUUCCAAAGACAUGGGAACCGCAGAUAGUGGGCCUUAUUUUGAGAAGGGUGGCAAUCAUGGUUUGUUUGGAAACAGCACAGCACAAUCGAGGGGCAUGCACACACCAGUGCAGCCACUAAAUCCUUCCCCCAAUAUCCGGGCGCAAGUGCCUCCCCAAUUUCUUUCUCCCCAGGUUUCGGCCUCCAUGCUCAAACAGUUCCCCAACAGUGGCUUGAAUCCUGGUCUUUUCAACAUGGGCCCCCAGCUUUCUCCACAACAGAUUGCCAUGCUGAGCCAGCUUCCACAGAUUCCCCAGUUUCAAUUAGCAUGUCAGCUUCUCCUUCAGCAGCAGCAGCAGCAGCAGCUGUUACAGAGCCAGAGGAAGUUAUCUCAAGCUGUGCGACAGCAGCAGGAGCAACAGAUUGCUCGUAUGGUGAGCGCCCUUCAGCAACAGCAGCAGAGACAGCCUGGCAUGAAGCAUUCACCAUCCCACCCUGUUGGGCCUAAGCCACAUUUAGACAGCAUGGUACCCAAUCCUUUGAAUGUGGGUCUCUCAGAUUUACAGACCAAAGGGCAAAUACCUGGAUACGGUUCAGGCUUUGGCUCAAGUGGCAUGGAUUAUGGCAUGGUGGGAGGGAAAGAGGCUGGAACAGAAUCCCGUUUUAAGCAGUGGACUAUGAUGGAAGGGCUGCCCUCUGUGGCUUCACAAGAUGCCAAUAUGCACAAAAAUGGUGCAAUAGUGCCCCCUGGAAAGGCUCGUGGAGGAUCGCCCUAUAACCAGUUUGACAUAAUUCAGGGUGACCCACUGGGUGGCCAUGCAGGCCCUGCUGGUGAUAGUUGGUUACCUGCCAAAUCUCCACCAACAAACAAGAUCGGAAGCAAAUCCAGCAACGCCAGCUGGCCUCCAGAAAUUCUGCCGUUCAAGAGAGCAGUAUUGUUCAGCACAAAGAUAAAUGAAGUGGUGCCAAAUCAAACUGAUAUCACAGCUGGAGAGUUCCAACCAGGAGUGCCAUGGAAAGGUAUACAAAACAUCGACCCUGAAUCUGACCCCUAUGCGACCCCUGGAAGUGUGCUGGGGGGGACAGCCACAUCUCCCAUUGUAGAUACUGACCACCAACUUCUGCGGGACAACACCACAGGGUCUAAUUCUUCCCUCAACACCUCGCUGCCUUCACCUGGUGCCUGGCCCUACAGUGCCUCUGACAAUUCCUUCACCAACGUUCAUAGCACUUCAGCAAAAUUCAGUGAUUACAAAUCAACAUGGUCCCCAGAUCCCAUAGGACACAAUCCCACUCAUCUCUCCAACAAGAUGUGGAAAAACCAUAUUUCCUCAAGGAACACUACAGGGCUGCCCCGCCCACCCCCUGGCCUGACCAACCCCAAACCAUCAUCUCCAUGGAACAGCACAGCAGCCCGAUCGGUCAGGGGCUGGGGGGCACAGGACUCAAGGCUUUCCUCUGGUGAGAAGAAUCAACUGAUAGCACCAUUGAUCAGGCCUGAAGAGUCAUCUGCUUGGAGUGAUGGUGGUUCAGUUCGUCCUAGCUACUGGCUGGUUCUUCACAAUCUCACUCCACAGAUUGAUGGGUCAACCUUGAGGACCAUCUGCAUGCAGCAUGGCCCACUGCUGACAUUCCAUCUGAACCUGACCCAGGGCACCGCCCUUAUCCGAUACACCACCAAACAGGAGGCAGCCAAGGCCCAGACUGCACUGCACAUGUGUGUGUUGGGAAACACUACCAUCCUGGCUGAGUUUGCCACAGAUGAAGAGGUUAGUCGCUUUCUGGCACAAGCUCAGCCCCCUACACCUGCAGCAACCCCAAGUGCACCCACAGCAGGCUGGCAAUCCCUGGAGACAGGACAGAACCAGACAGAUCCAGUUGGACCUGCUUUGAAUCUCUUUGGUGGGUCAGCAGGGCUUGGGCAGUGGAGCAGUGGUGGCAGCAGUGGCAGCAGUGGGGGUGAUCUCACUGGCGCUUCAUUGUGGGGUCCCCCAAACUACUCUUCAAGCUUGUGGGGGGUUCCAAGCGUAGAGGAUCCACACAGAAUGGGCAGCCCUGCUCCCUUACUACCUGGAGACCUUCUGGGAGGAGGGUCGGAUUCAAUCUGAACUUAGAACUUUCAACUCUGACCUCGUGACCUUUUUUGGAACAGCAGCAGCACUAACUUGACCUUUUCGUUUUUUUCAACUUGCAAUAAAUACAUUUAUAAAAGGAAAAAAGAAAACGGAGAGAGAAAAAAAAAAGGUGGGUCAUUGACAGACUGUCUGAGCACAUAGUUGCCUCCCUUAUAUAACUUCAGUUUUUUCGUUUGGAAUAUGAAUCCAAAAAGAGAACAUAUCACUCUUGAAAUACUUGAAUCAUGAACGCCAACUUAGAAAGACAAUGUGAAGCAAGUACACAUACCAUUUAAAUUUAAACACAAAAAAUUAAAAAAAUUAGUUUCUAGUUUUUCACUUUUUCAUGUUAUACGGAAGUUGUUGCUAAGAAACAUAUAUACUGAAAAAAUAGCUUUUUAACUUUGUUUGCACUGGGUGUGUUUCCGUCCUUAGGUCUACCAUGUUGGGUUGGGGUAAGGGAGGGGUUCAAAAGAAAGGGGUUGGGGGGGAGGGAAAGACUUGACGGAGCCUCACUUUAAAAAAAAAAAAAAAAAAAAAAAAAUUAAAAAUGUAAAAACCCACAAAAAAAAA
Molecule: messenger RNA, 6371 nt
Organism: Apus apus (common swift)
Lineage: Eukaryota; Metazoa; Chordata; Aves; Apodiformes; Apodidae
Gene: TNRC6B
Product: trinucleotide repeat containing adaptor 6B
Exons: 26
Coding region: 243-5792 (1849 amino acids)
Biological process (GO): positive regulation of nuclear-transcribed mRNA poly(A) tail shortening; miRNA-mediated post-transcriptional gene silencing
Cellular component (GO): P-body; nucleoplasm
Molecular function (GO): nucleic acid binding
Source: RefSeq, a predicted model, not a curated record